This is a messenger RNA of Oncorhynchus nerka (sockeye salmon), 3354 nucleotides long. RefSeq names its product zinc finger and SCAN domain-containing protein 21-like. Gene Ontology annotation, biological process: regulation of transcription by RNA polymerase II. The coding region runs from base 1975 to 2661 and encodes 228 amino acids. The transcript is spliced from 4 exons. Gene Ontology annotation, molecular function: RNA polymerase II cis-regulatory region sequence-specific DNA binding; DNA-binding transcription factor activity, RNA polymerase II-specific. NCBI's taxonomy places the organism in Eukaryota, Metazoa, Chordata, Actinopteri, Salmoniformes, Salmonidae. The record is from RefSeq and is a predicted model, not a curated record.
AAAAAUGAUAAAACAUGUAAAAAAUAUUAAUCCUUUUUAGAUAAAACUAUAUUAAAAAUAAUCACGUCACCAAAUAAUUGAUGAAAACAUGAAGGUCUACAGUAGCCUCAGCAGCAUUCUGUAGGGUAGCACCAUGGUGUAGCCUGGAGAACAGCGAGUUUCCGUUUCUCCUCUGAGUAAUUUGACUUCAAUACAAACCUACGAGGUUUUGGAAACGUUUUUUUUCACCUGGUCACAUACAGCUGAUGUGUUGUGCAUUGAAGUCCAGAAGCGAAGGGAAAAGGUGAGAGGAGGAGAGAAGGAAUACAACGUGGCUGUAAUGAAAGUGAACUGUGUUUACACAUGAUCAGGGGUGUAUUCAUUCCGACGAUUCUGUUGAAAAACAUUUCUUAAACGGAACAAAACAGGUAUAAACAUACCUGAAUUUGUUUUUAAAAACUCUCGUUUGCAACUGCUGGACUAAUGAUUACAUCCUGGAUCAGUAGGCGAGAGUGGUAUUGAAUGUGUCACUGUCUGUCACCUUAAAUUUUUCUCUCAACCUGUGUGCACCUGUAAACUUUAAUUCAUAGACUAGGUUGUAGCUACCUCAUGAUGGGUAUAGGGAAAAUGUUAGUAUCAUGUAGUAGUCCAAACCUAUCACUGUUACAUUGAACAGGGUGAAUGGAAUAUGAAUGACAGUCAUCCAACAUGCUGUAGUAGAAAUAAGGCCAUGCCCAUGAAAAACAAAAUGGUCCUCCCUCAUCUUAAACGGCACUGACCGCCACUGUUACGGCCACUGUUACGGUGGUGGACCAUUCUUGGAACACAUGGGAAACUGUUGAGUUGGAAAAACAAAUCACAAAUCGGUGCGCCUGGAACCUACUACCAUACCCCGUUCAAAGGCACUUAAAUAUUUAGUCUUCCCAAUUCACCCUCUGAAUGGUACUCAGACACAAUCCAUGUCUCAUUUGUCUCAAGGCUUAACAAUCCUUCUUUAACCGGCCUCCUCCCUUCAUCUACACGGAUUGAAGUGGAUUUAACUAGUGACAUCAGUAAGGGAUCAUAGCUUUCACCUGGAUUCACCUGGUCAGUCUAUGUCAUGGAAGGGGCAGGUGUUCUUAAUGUUUUCUAGACUCAGUGUAUCGCACUACAGAUGAUCAAGUGCUAUUUGCAUGUGAUGCAUUUGCUCUGUUGUUUACAGGAUGAUUUGUAUCUUAUAGAGCGUGGCUUUAAGGGAAGAGUAUGGUCACAUGUAGACAAAAAUGUUGUGAAAAAUGAACAGAGUAAAUGUGUAUAAACACACUACCUAUUCAUAGAAGUAUUUAUGCAUCAUCUACAUAUUCAUAUUGAGCUUCUACGUCUGUGUACAGGAACGUAUUAUUUGGAAGAGAAAAUGUAUCAGCUUAUUAUUCAAUAAUUAUGACGUUCUUUCCAAUACAAAAAGUGUUGUAACUAUUGUUUCCAAACUGCGUUACCCACUCCAGCCAGCAGAUGGCGAUGGGCGUCUUUCAGUUGACUCUUCUUUCGUGACGUAUAAUGGACUGGACGGACGCUUCUUCAGGAACAACAAGGCGCCAACUCUUUCGACCACGUCGGUAGCUUGCUAGCCAACAUAAAAGUGAAAGAUUGACGCUUUAGACCAUCUUAAUGUUCAUGAUCUAAUCUCAGUGUUUUAAACACAGUUCUGUUGACGUAUUAACUGGUUAACUGUAACCUAAUUUGCAAACUUGUUAAAGAUUUAUGCUGAGCCAGGAACGAGGCUAGUCGCUAAUGCUAACUAGCUAGCUAACAUCCCUGACCAUGAGUUCAUUAAAGUACUCAUCCCCUGCUAUAGAUGAGGUCUGCUGUUUUAAUGUACAUUAGCUAACCUCAGUGUUUUAAACAAGUUUCGUUUGACGUAUCAACUGGUUUAAUUUGCAAACGUGUUAAAGAUUGAUACUGAGCCUAGCACUAGGCUACACGCUAAUGCUAGCUAGCUAGAUAACAUCCCUGACCAUGAGCUCACUAAACUACUCCUCCCUUGCUAAUGAAGAGGGGGUCUGCUGUUUGGAGAAAGAAUCUUUCAGAAUGAAAAAGGAGGAAGAGGAGGCUGUUAUAGUGAAAGAAGAGAAAGAACCGUUUAGAGAGGAAGAUGAUGCUAUCUCAAUAAAGGUGAAGGAGGAAGACGUUUUGGGAGUGAGAGGAAAAGAGGAAGAGACAGAAUAUCAGAUUAACACCAGAGAGAGACAUGACUAUCGUGGAUCCUCUGGGGAGCCUCAACAACAUCCUGAUGCUGACGAGGCAGUGAAGAGUCUCUCCAGAUCAGAACACCAGAUGGACAACGCUAGCACUUCCUCCCUCCCGGAGUCCUCGUGUCGUGCCUCUCCCGGUAGCACCUUACUGCUGGGUAUGAAGAGGUUGUCUGUGCUGCUGGUGGACUGCAGGAAAACAACGGGGCUGAGUGGAACUGUGAGAGGAGGAGAAGAGAAUAAAGGAUCAGAUUUGACUCAUCAAAGAGAAAGACCAGACUCGGAGGAACCAAAGCCAGGGACGUCCAAACUAGCAAGACGACACCAGUGCUCCCACUGUGGAAAGAGUUGUAACCAGAAAGCACAACUGAAAGCUCAUGAGAGAAUACACACAGGAGAGAAGCCUUACCACUGCUCCCAAUGUGAAAAGUGUUUCAACCAUUCCGGAUGCUGAAAGAACAUGAGAGAAUACACACAGGAGAGAAACCGUACCACUGCUCCCAAUGUGGAAAGUUUUUCACCCUGAGAGGACACCUGAAACAACACGAGAAAAUACACACAGGAGAGAAGCCUUAGCACUGCUCCCAAUGUGGAAAGUGUUUCGUCCGUUUGGGGUACCUGAAACAACAUGAGAGAAUACACACAGGAGAGAAGCCUUACCACUGCUCCCAAUGUGGAAAGUGUUUACACCAGUCAGGGGAGCUGAAACGGCAUGAGAGAAUACACACGGGAGAGAAGCCUUACCACUGCUCCCAGUGUGGAAAGAGUGUCAACCGGAAAGAGAACCUGAAAGCUCACGAGAGAAUACACACAGGGCAGAAGCCUUACCACUCCUCCCAGGGUGCAAAGCUUUUGCCCAUUUAGGAAGCCUGAAAGAACACAUUAGACUGCACACAGAGGAGAAGGCUUAGAAAAGCUCAAACUGUGGGAAAACAUAUUACUCAUAACAGUCAUUAAAACGUCAUUAGAGAAUCCACACAGGAGAGAUAAAUUAAUUAUCUUAGCGUGUAUGUUGAUAUUUCACAUCACAUGGACUUAAAAUUCAUCAGAGAACAUACACAGUGCUCCCGUUGUCUUAUAUUGUUGACUGACAAUGUGUUUACCUGUCUUUACCAUAUGAAAUUAAAUGGUACAGGGUAUACUCAAA